Molecule: messenger RNA, 2822 nt
Organism: Physcomitrium patens
Lineage: Eukaryota; Viridiplantae; Streptophyta; Bryopsida; Funariales; Funariaceae
Product: myb-related protein Pp1
Source: RefSeq, a predicted model, not a curated record
GCAGGGCUAGUCAUGGACCGGCACCUUGUGGGAAGAGGGCAGAAGUCGUUUGGAGUUUAGCUGCGAAGCGCGGAGGUGGAGCAUGUGCAGGGUGCUCGAAAACUGCGGGGAUUGCAGUAAGCAAGACAUCGUCAGGCUUACCGAAAUGGAGCUGCAGAAAAGGGGCCCGGAAGAUUCCAGUCCCAGCCAGGAUAAGUCACCUUGAUAGAUGCAAGUGGGGCCAGUAGAAUUCCAGGCAGCUCAGAGGCACCCUGCAAUGGGCGCGCACUGGAUGGGGAUUGUCAGACCAUCUACGGGUCAGAUCGCCUCCCGAAUGUGUAUGGCCUCGUUCUCCCGGAGUUGACCUCGGAGCGUGUUGUUUCGUCGCAAGCAGCGGAGCCUCGUUGGAUUCUGGACCUCCUUUCCCCCCCUGGACUCUCUAUAUAUGUACAUAGAGACUCCCUCAGUUGCUGCGCUGUGUCUCCCUUAUAAGCAUUGCCUCUCGGUUUGUCUCCCCUGCAAGCCUUUCGCAAAUGUUGCCCUGUGGGUCUCGAAUCUGAACAAACAAACACACGCAAUCCAAGCUAUAGACCGAUGAGCACAAUAGUUCGGAUGUCAAAGUUUCGUAGGUACUAGCUGCUUUACACUUCGUGCUUCACUGCUGCCCAGUGUGAGAGAACUGUCUAAAUGGUCCGAGGUAGAGCUAUGGUGUCGGUGUGCGUGUCUGAUUAGUUGUAAGCACUCUGAUUCCGUUCCAUUCCUCAGCUUUCACUUGAAAGAUACUGCAUCUACUCUACCAUCGUGAUUUCUAAUCUCAAUGCCGUUCUAGCGCAAUCUGGUUGAGUUCGAAAGUAUUUGUGAGGGGUAGUGGUCUCCGGUCAACUGCAUUGGUUGGUGCGGAUCAUCGACAGACAUGACCAGACCCCCAAGCUGUGACGCAAAGCAAGAGGGGCUGAAGAAGGGGCCCUGGACUCCCAAUGAAGAUCAGAAGCUGGUGGCGUACAUUCAAAACCAUGGCCAUGGGAGCUGGCGUUCUCUUCCGCUCAAUGCAGGCCUUCAACGAUGUGGCAAGAGCUGCAGGUUGAGGUGGACCAACUACCUUAGACCUGACAUCAAGCGAGGCAGAUUCUCUCAGGACGAGGAUCAAAUGAUUAUUCACCUCCAUGCGAUUCUUGGCAACAGAUGGUCUGCUAUAGCAAGUCAUCUUCCCCGCCGCACUGACAACGAGAUUAAAAACUACUGGAACACUCACUUGAAGAAGAGACUCCUGCAAAUCGGAAUUGACCCUGUGAGUCACGAGUCCACAACAGCGGAGGAGACCAUGCUUGACAACAUUAUCACUGGUCUGCGGCCAGUGGUAUCAUCGAGCCUCACCCACAUGUCGCAAUGGGAUUGCGCACGCGCAGAAGCGGAAGCACGGCUAUCUCGACAAUCGUCCCUGACAUCUUCGACCUCGGAAUUAACUCAGACUUCGCAUCAACAUCAACCACUCAACCUGAGCACAGAGAGCAACGUUAAUUAUCAAGACGAGUCGACGAACUUCAUGAGUUCCUGGAAGGACCUAGUCACGGAGACACUGAGACCUAAUUUUGGCGAGGUAGAGCUUGACAAAACACCCGCAAACCCUGUUGAUCUCCGAAAGUUUCUGCAAGACUGGGAGUCCUCUCUGCAAGCACCUCAAUCACUUCCGGAAAGCUACUCCGCGGACAACUCUCCCAUUGACGUCCCAGAUGUGGCUUCCGGCACUGCGUCUGAAGUGGCUUCUCCACCAUACAGCCCCAACGAUCUCGAAGGCUUCUGCCGUAUUCCAGGAUCGUCCCCCAUUUUUCCAUCUCCAGCUCAGUUAACCGAGCGCCUCAUGGCUUCUAGACACUGCAAUUCACUUCUACUGCCACCCCGAACUGGUUUGGAAGGGUCAAACGUUUUUCCCACCCUUCAAAUGACCCGUAACAGUCAGUCUCUGCCCGCGGUGGGAUCUAGCUUCAAUUUUUCAGGUCUAUGUGGGGCGGAUACCGAACACCAGUUCUCCCCGACGAGCACCCUCUACAACCCAGACGAUUCUUCUUACUGCAGUCCAUGUGGUAAUAGUGACGGCAUCUCAGAUAGCUUCAACCCUCUGGCGCAGAGAUUUCUCUUGAUCCACGACAACGACCAACUCCCUAGAGCAAACUUGGUCACGCAUUUUCCUUCGGAGCAGUCCUUAUGGUCUCUGCAGCAAGUGGAUAUGGUGGGUGCUCUUCAACCCAAGCCUUACUUCAUUUCUGAGCUCGAAGUCGCAGCCUCUCAGAAACCUCGCGCACCCUGCUUCAACGCGAGCGUCUCCUCCAUGGUGAACCAAGUUGGAUUGCUGAACGACAUUCCAAUCCCCCAUUUUGAGUUUUUGUGUUGAGGGCGCCUUUGCUGCAUAUUUGUGCAGCUCUCGACAUUUGACACGAUACCGACUUCGCACAUGGUUUUAUUUUAUUUUAAUUUAUUUAUUUUCCCUUCGUUCAUUAUCGCAUCCCACUGAAGAGAUGGCCUUUGCAAUUGUGAAUGGCGGAGGAAACGUCGGUCAUGCCAGUUUAGCCUCCGCGUUUUGUGUGGAGUUUGAGGGCUGCGCUGAGCAAUGUGCCGCAUGGAUUUUUGUAGAUAGUUGAGAGACCGUCACGAGUUGGCAGAUUGAGAUUGUAGUUUACGCACCAUUCUAUUUUUUUUUAUUAGUCGAGACUCCCUCACCUGGAGUUCCUGCUAUUCGUAACAUUCAUGAACAUUUAAAGGCAAUUUUUUUCCAUAUUCUAUUUGAACUAACUGUCCAUUCCUCUCGGUUGUGAAAAGAAACAAUGAGGAGUGUCCACUUGCAAUGA